UAAAUUCCGACAAAAUAUUGAUAAUAUAAGCAAAUAAAAGAAGCAAUAAUUAUAUCAUUAGUAAAUACUCUAAUGUACAAAGAUUCAAGCAGAAACACUUUUGAAAAGAAAUUCUAAUAUGUCACAAAGAAAAGAGUGGUAGCAUAUUAAAAAUUAAUAAUAACUCAAAACUUCUCCAACAUAAAAUUGGAAACCGAGUUUCUAGAGGGCAUAGAUAACAAACCUUAUAUGUAUAAGGAUGGCUAAAAAGAGUUCAAUUAAAAAUUUUCACAAUAAUACAAUAAUAUACAAACUCUAUACAAAAAAUGCUUAAAAAAUAAAAUAAACAAUAAACACAAUAAACAAAGAAAAGAAAAAGUCACUUUCAAUAUAGAUAAAGAUCUUGCAUAUGAUUUUUGAAUUAACCUAUUUUUUUGUAUAUACAGUGC
Paramecium octaurelia is the source of this 428-nucleotide messenger RNA. NCBI's taxonomy places the organism in Eukaryota, Ciliophora, Oligohymenophorea, Peniculida, Parameciidae. The record is from the annotation of a GenBank genome assembly.